GCAGGAAGAGCCGGGCUGGCAGCCGGGGCGGUGGCCGGGCAGGGCGCGCCGGGAGCCGGGGGCGCGGUCUAGGGGCUCUCUGCGGCCAUGGUGAACCUGGGGCUGUCGCGGGUGGACGACACCGUGGCUGCGAAACACCCGGGGCUGCAGGAAUACGCUCUGUGCCAGUCCCACGCGUUCAUGAAGGGCAUCGGGACCUUUAUCACAGGCAUCGGAGCAGCUUUCGUUCUGCAGAAGCUGAUAAACAAGAAGCUGCCUUACCCCCUGCAGUGGAACGUGCUGCUGUCUGUGGUUGCAGGUUCAGUCGCCAGCUACGCCGUGACCAGGAUAGAGACCCGGAAGUGUUCCAACCUCUGGAUCUACCUGGAGACAGGGCAGUCCCCGCAGGGAGUAGCCAAAGAAAAGCUCCACAGUCCAGAUCCCACAGAGAAUGCAGAAACGAGGAUGAGGAGAAACAAAUACGGAGACGACAUGGAAUAGCUGGGGGAGCCUGGAGCUCCGUCCCGACUCCUUUACGACUUGUACUGCGUGUGACCGGGGCUAGAGCUGCAUUGCGACGCCUGGGGAGCGAGGAACGUCCCCUCCACUGCCGAUUCAUGAGGCUCGGGGAAGUGCAGGGAAGGAUUUAGGGUGGGGUGGAGGUGGGGUGUGCAAAGCCCAGACGGACUUUGUGUGAGCAGCAAAGGUUGGAAAAUUAAUACAAAUAUAUAGCUAAAAAUGGACAUUUUGGACAAAGUGAAGUUUAGGGGUGGUCGAAGAGGGGGAGGUAUGGGGGUACAGAGAAGGGGGAGGUAUGGGGGUAGCAUGUGAAAUCACUGUGGGGGGGGGGCGGCGGCAGCUACUGCAGGGGAAAGGCUGAUGUAAAUGCCCAGGGAGGGAGGUAUCCCCCAGAGUGGGCUGGAGGAUCCCAGUCCCGCUGCUGGGCCUGUCCCUGCCCUGGGGUGUCUGUUCUGCCCUCAGUGCUCACGUGAAACGUCCAGUAGCAUCAAUAGCCUGAACCCUCACUCACUAGGAGAGAGGACACCCCCAUCUUUACUGCUGCACUAGCGGGAGUUCUGGGUCCAUAUCAGGCCAUCUGACCCCCGCCCUGAGCCCUGCAUCGAUAUUACCCAAGAACUACGUGGAGAGAAUAGUCAGGUUGCAAAGUCAAGUGCUUGGAAGUUUGGAAACGCCUGAACUAAGGUUGUCUGUGUAAAUGAAUUAGUAAUUUCAUCUUCAGAGCAGGGUCUGAAUAGCGUGCAGGGAAGAGGCCUAGGGCCACUGCAUAGCGAGGAGAAGGCUGGCUGUUCCUGAAGUGAGCCCCGGCACCGAAGGAGGCAGGGGUCCUGUGGAAACCGUAGCAUGAGAGCAGGUGAUUAAAGACGGUCUCGGGGGGCGGGGGGGAUUCGGGUUGAACAGGCGACUGUAACUUUGGCGUGCUUUGCAACCUUAGUAAUGGUCUGUUAACUCCUGGGCUCUGUUCUUGCGUCGUAGUCACUGUUCUCAUUAUCCCAGGCUAGGUGCUUUAUGCUGGGGCUAGCCCUUCCGAUUGUCAUGGUCUUCCUGCCCUCAGGGGAAGGACAGCCAGUCAGGGACACCACCUGCGACCGGGCCAGCUCUCCUUUGCCCCACAGGAGAGUUCACAGAGGGGAGGGUGUCUGGCCGAUAUCAUUUUCACAAGAGAGGAGGAAGGACCCUUGCAGCUCUGGGCCCACACUGCUCCUUCCUCCCCUGUCCUGAAGUGAAAAGUGUGGGUCUGCUCUUCCUCCCCUGCCUUCUAGACCCACCCAGUUUACACAGGGGGUGAAUGGCAAGGAACCUGGGCUGCUGGGCUCUCUUGGCUGCUCCUUUCCCUCUGGCUGUUGGUCCAACCUCCAGGCUCUCUUUCUUGGAAACCCAGACCAGGGAGGGGGAAAGAAGAAGGCUUGUGAGAGCACCGGACCACUGGAAAUACGGCACAGUAGCAUUGCUCUGCCAUGCGUACCAGAACCCCAUCAGUGCGUCUUAGACCUGCCACCCCCGUCCCGCGGCUACACCCUGUGCCCAGCUCUGUCAGCGCCCCUGCAGCCUGCACCUACCGCUUCGAUGCCUGCAUAAGAUGUGCAGGUGGACUCCAGGAACAAGGGCGGGUAGAGGGAUAUAGCAGCAACAUGCCACGCCAAGAGCCCGGCACCUGGUGUUAGAACCGGGGGCUCCAGAAUUGAGCCCCUGGAUUAGACAAGUAAAGGGGCUCCAUGAUCUGCAUUCCCCAGUGCAGGCAGAGCGACACUUUAGAAACGCUAGCCCCCACCCCUUGGGAGGAGCCUCAUGCCUGGAGGGAACGUGGAGCAUAGCCAGACCUCACCUAAGGGCUUCUUUGCAGGGAAAACUGCCCUGUGGAACUCAAAGUGGCUCAGAACAAUCUUGAUAAACUAGUUUCCACACAGUGGUUGGUGCAAUCCCAGUUUUACAGCCCAAAAGCAAUGGUAAGAACACCUGCCAUCCCCCCAACGCCCCCUUCCGUCCAGGCAUGGUGCUGUGGCUGUGCCCUGCCUACAUUUCCCACUUCGGGCUGUCAAUAGGCUCAGCAGGAGUUUUAUUCAUUGAGCAGCGCCCCCUUCUGCGGGUCUGAUUUGUUAACGGAAAUCCAAGAGCCCAGAGUUCAUAGCAGGGCAGCAGACUCCAGCAGAGUCUGUCAGUUCCUCAUCCAAGCCCUUUACCUGCCAGGCAAUCUUGACGUGGAUUCCUUCCCUGGAGCCAGGGCCUGCCGGCUGACUGCACCUCUCCUCCCAGCAGCACCCAGGCUGUGUCUCCUGCAGCUGGCAGCGAGAUCUCUUCCCCACGUUCCUUUCCCUGGGAGCUCCUCUCUAACUGACCUUUGGUGGUAGUUUGUCAGGUACAGGGGCUCAUUAGCCAGCAAGCCACCUAGGCAGUUACUUACUUACAGGUGGGCUGAGCAGGGCCCUGACUUCCCUUAAAGAGGCCAGCCACCCUGUGACGACCAUGCUGAAAGAACAUGAAAGUUGCAAGUCAAGCACUCAAAAAAGUUGGGGAAUGCCAGAAUUAAGGUUUGCCAUGCAACCUUACAUCUCUCCCUUUUGUGCGCACCUUGUGCUAAAGGUGUUAAUCACAUGCUGUUUUAUCCCCACAGGACCCCAGCCUCAUUCAGUGCACAGAAUCUGCUGGAAAAUAAUCAGGGUUGUGUAGGGAGGAGGCUAGUGUCUGUGAGACCCCUGCUGCAUUUGUUGCAGAGGCUGGAAGGUGUUUAGUGAAUACGGUCAGGAUCUGCCGGAAGAUGCAGGACGGGCUCUGUCCUGGAGCUCUGGCUUCUAGUCAAGCCUGUGCCACAGAGCUCCUGUAUGAUGUUGGGCAAGUCACUUAAACCAACAUUUUCUGAGAUGGCUACUGUGCGGUACCCAGUGUGAGACCAGGGGGAGAGGGGUCUUAUUUGCAGAAGGGCUGAGCCGUCCCAGCUGCCAGUGAAGUCAGCGGAAGUGAUGGUUUGCCCAUGUAAAGUGCUUUAAUCUCUGUGUUAGUUCCCCAGGUGUAAAAGGAGGCUAAGGCUUCCCUCCCCCCACAGGGGGGUUGUAAAGCAAAAUUAAUCAUGCUGUGUGACGAGCUCUAGAACUAUGAGGAGAGCAGCAUAGACAGCCCUGAGGAAACUAACAAUCCUGCGUGCCGUGCCGGGUUCGAAUGGUGUGCAGUAAAUAAGGCCUGGGGCUACACCGUGACCAAUGAGGGUAAACAGCAGUACUGACUAGCAGCCCAUUCAGCCAGCGCCGCCUGUCCUGGGCCCUGAAUGAGGCACGGCCCCGUAGAACACAGGCUAGGUGAUCGGUUCAUUAACACAUAGGGCCGAGGGCUAAAGAAAGGCUGUGCCAGCACCCUGGGUACAGCAUUUUUUGACUUCACAAGCUUAACAAAAGUUUAACUGAUUGGUUUGGAUUGUAAGUAUCAGCAUUCAGCUUGCGGGCAGGUUGGCCCCGUCAUGCGAGGCGCUGUGUUCCAGGGACUGGAGUUCCUGCCUCUCGAUUCACAGCCUGUUAAUUUCACCCCCUUUCGCGUCGUGAUGGGUGCUUGGUUCCUGCUGUGACCUCCUCUCUGGAGCUCACGCAGACCCUUUGCCCCCGUGUUCCUGGCUCCCCCCAGGAAGAAGCCUCGAAGGACUGGGGAGAGAUGCAGGGCUCACAAUUCCUCCCCCACUGGGCAUGGUCAUAGUUUCCCCAAUUCACAGCAGUCUGGGUCUGACCCUCCCUCCUCAGGGCACUGAGGGGGCCAUUUCCCAGCAGGGCUGUAUCUGUGGUUGCCCCACCAGGCCUCCCCACUGCAUUUUGUGCCUGUUAUUUUUCACAAGGCUGCUCUUGCCUUCUCUCCGCUCCUUGGUGCCAUGCUCACUGCUGCGCCGAUAUCGGCCUCCUGCUCCAGCCAGGCUCUGCCCUCCUCUUACAGCCUCUGUUCAGCAACACUCCAGCCCUAAGGUCUAGUGCACCUCAGUGGCAGGACUCCCGGGUUCUGGUCCCAGCCCUGCCACUAAUGCAUCUCACGAGCUGGGCUAAAUCACUCACCCUGUCUGGGCCCUACUUUAUCACCCACUCGAGAGAAAAGACAGCUCACUGCUGAAUCACUCCAGAUUCAUUUUGACCCAAAUGAGAGCCAAAUAUCGUCUCCCCUUUCCAGACCUCAGGAGACUAAACUCUUAUGUGCCCCAGGCGGAGAGGACCGAGGCCCCUGCAAUAACAGGAAACUGAUUCAGGUGAUGAUGCCCACAGAUUCCUUGCUCCACACUGCAGAGGAAGGAAAAACACUACCCAGGUUCCUGCCAAUCUGAUCUGGUGGAAAAUUCCUUCCCGACCCCAAAUCUGGCCAUUAGUGUAACCCUGCGCAUGGGGGCAAGCAGCCAGCCAAGCCUCUUGGAGUAGAGGAGUCACUGUACCACCGCAGAGGGGUGGUUAUCUCAGCUGUUUGUGAAAAAUCCCCAGCAUGCAUCUGACCAAUUGUGCAUGGGGAGCAGUGGGGGAGAAAUUCCUUCCUGAGCCCUGAAGGCGGCUGGUUGAAGUCCUGAAGCAUGAGCUUGGGUUAAAUUCAUUGUCUUAAUGCCGAGCUGCAAGUGUUCCGAGCAUGGCGAGGGCAAUGCAGAACUUCCUGUUCUCUCCAUGCCCUAGAAGGGAGGGUCCAAUGCCCAAGGCCCACUCUGCCAGCUGGGCAGCCGCUUAGCUCUUCACAACCUCCUCCCCUGGAGCUACAACGCCCUUUGUACUCCCAUGGCAGGGGCAUCAGCCACCUCCAUCCAUUUGCCCACUCUGUACCCCCUGGCUCAGAGCUCCUUUCCCUGGCCCUGACACACACGUCUGCUGUGGGCUGUCUAGGCGUUUGGUACCUUUAUGAUGGCCCAUCUGUAACCCAUGAAGACAAUUUGCCCCCGUCCUCUUAACUAACAGUGAAGUACUUACCUGCCCCUCAUUGGCUCAGUAGGGCUUUCCAGAAGGAAGAGGGUCUCUUGACAACUUUCUGGUCGACACUCGUUUGCAGGCGGCCCAGGUUUUUAAAAAACCCAAACCAGACACACAACAUUAUAACAUUUCCAUCUUGUUUUAAUAAAAGUUUCAUGAGCAGAAGAGAGGCAAACUGAUGGAGUCAGUAAGGGGCAAGUAAUCACCCAACGUUGGCUACCAUGGGUCAGGUAGAAGCCUCCUGUUCUCCACUUCUCUUUGCACGGCCAGCCCCGCUAUGUGGGUUUGUGCUGCAGAAUGGGGUUGUCUACAAAGGAGGAGUAAAGACACCCACAGCGUCAUCCCCUCCUUUGUAAAAGUAAUCUAGAGGAGUGAGCUGGACCAAGUCUAAAACCUGUCCAAGGGACACGGCCAGACUGUCUGAAGAGCAGAGUCAAAGCUGGCCCUGUUUGUGAGGGGACAGUCAUGGAUGGGGACUUGCCAUCUCAGCCCCUGGCCAGAGCCCCUGAGGAAAAUGACGAGGUUUGUUAAACACCCACUGUCAGUAAAAACAGGGUGUCCCUAGCAGGUAUCCCAUUGGGUCUGAAC
Messenger RNA from Chelonia mydas (Green sea turtle), 5996 nucleotides. RefSeq names its product transmembrane protein 141 (gene TMEM141). NCBI's taxonomy places the organism in Eukaryota, Metazoa, Chordata, Testudines, Cheloniidae. The transcript has 5 exons. The coding region runs from base 88 to 480 and encodes 130 amino acids. The record is from RefSeq and is a predicted model, not a curated record.